Messenger RNA from Recurvomyces mirabilis, 390 nucleotides. RefSeq lists its product as uncharacterized. Gene Ontology annotation, biological process: protein sumoylation. The transcript has 2 exons. The record is from RefSeq and is a predicted model, not a curated record. The coding region runs from base 1 to 390 and encodes 129 amino acids. Gene Ontology annotation, molecular function: ubiquitin-like protein ligase binding; protein tag activity. Gene Ontology annotation, cellular component: nucleus. Lineage: Eukaryota; Fungi; Ascomycota; Dothideomycetes; Mycosphaerellales; Teratosphaeriaceae.
AUGGACGGCAUCCAACCAGAACCGAACGGUGCCAACUAUCACGCUCGUGUCGAAGACGCACCAGAAGAUGGUGCAGGCGGCCACAGCGAGAUGCCCAACAACAACAUCAUCAACAAUGCCGAAGACGUGCCUCCAGCAGCACCACUGAGCAUGAGUCUCACAUUCCGAGACCAAACCGACUUCGCCCUCACUUUCAAGCUCAAAGCCACAACUCGCCUAGGCAAAGCAAUGAACCACUUCUCGGCCAAGGCGGAGAAGGCUCCCAACACUCUCCGCUUCUUGUUUGAGGGCGAUCGUAUCAAUGCUGAUAGCACGCCUGCGGAUGUUGGUCUGGAGGAUGGCGAUGUGGUUGAGGUGCAUAUGGAGCAAAUUGGGGGUGGCAAUGUCUGA